AGGUGGGAAAUUGCCGUUGAAAAUGCAUAUUCGUUACAGUUAUUAUAUCCUUUCACCUUACCACCAAGUGAUGUGGAAUUAGAACACAAACUUAGUAUUCCACCUAAAAAUUGGAAAUUAGAACACAAUAAAUUAUUAGCUACUUAUUUAUCAGAAAAUAUGGAUAAUGGGAACACUGCAUAUGGAAAUCUAAAAGACUAUGUUGAAAGUAUUGCUGUUUCUUCGAUGGAAGAAGACAAGGAUGCGUUGACAGAUGGUAAUCAAUCUUCUUAUUGGGAAUCUGACGGCUCACAGGGAUGCCAUUGGAUUAGAUUAAGAAUAAAGAAAGGAGUUAUAAUUAAAUGCCUACUUGUAACCGUCGAUCCCAACGAUGAUAAUUAUAUGCCGCAUUUAAUCGAAGUGAAAGGUGGCGAUCAUGAUGAUAUGAGAAAAAUGGCCGAAGUCCUAAUGGACUGCACCAAAAUGUCAGAUGUUACAAUUUUGCAAGAUAUGGCCGAAUACUUACCAGAAAUAGAAAUACGAAUUAAAGAAUGCAAAGAUGAAGGGAUUGAUACCAGAAUUCAUGGUAUUAAGAUCAUAACUUCUUCCGAUAUAUCCAGUAGUUUAACGAUUGACUUACUCAAAAACAAAAAGAUAGAGAGAUUUCCACUUUUGGCAAAUUUUAAUCCAGAAGCAUUAUAUUAUCGCUCAAUGGCAAUUUUAAGAUUUAACGAGCUAUUUGACAGUGUGAUUAAUCUGGUAAUUCCAGAUUGGUCAGAAGAGUGUACGAAUAUUUGUAACUUUAAGGCUGUUAGACAAAUAUUACAGCUAUCGAAACGGAGGCUAGCUUUAAUUGAAAGAUUACUCAGAGAUUCCCAAACUAAAUGCGUUCCUGAACCAAUUCCCAAAGUUUAUCUCGACCGACGAUUAGCUUCCGAGCACAAAAGUGAUACAUCCCGCGAUCCUACCGCGGAAAAUGCUCUUUUUAACCAGCUAUAUAACGAACUAAGGCCAGAAAAUUGUAGAUUUCGAUUAGAUUAUCGAUGGUCUAUACAAUACGAACAAUGGUGGGAAUGUAAAUUUGUAUCUGAAGGUAUCAUCGAUCAAGGUGGAGGCUUUCGUGAUUCUCUUGCUGAUAUCGCCGAAGAAUUAUGUCCAAGUGCUGAAGAUGUUCAAAUACCUUUACCAUUUUUCAUCCGUAGCUGUAAUCAGGCGCACGAUGCAGCUAAUAUUCAUCGUGAUGGCUACAUUCCUAACCCUGCCUGCAAAGAAUUUACCAAAUAUGAAUGGAUUGGACAACUUAUGGGCGCGUGUUUUCGUAGUCGUGAGUGUUUAGUAUUAUCACUGCCAUCAUUUAUAUGGAAAAAAUUAACCGGAGAAGUUGUUACCUGGGAAGAUUAUUCUACAGUUGACGAAGCUAUAGUCAGACUCUUGGUUGCUUUGGAAUCAAUGAGUGAAGAAAGGUUUAACAAUGAUUACGCUGAUGCCUUAACGUAUUCUACAAACCUUAGUGAUGGAUCAACAGUUGAUUUAAAAUCUAAUGGAUCAGAGACUUCAGUGCUAUAUGAAGACAGACUGCAUUACGUUCAGCUUGUUCGCGAAGCUAGACUUCAUGAAGUUGAUGACCAGAUUCGAAGUAUAAAAAAAGGGUUAUUGAGGGUGAUACCAAAAGCAGUAUUACAUAUACUUACUUGGCAAGAACUGGAAAAAAGAAUUUGUGGAAAUCCAGAAAUAACUGUUCAAGAGUUGAAGAAUAUCGCUCGCUAUGAAGACAUUGAAGUCGAUGAUUCGAGAGUGAAGUAUUUCUGGAAGGCACUAGAGAAUUUUUCGAAUGAAGAUAGAAGCAGAUUGUUAAGAUUUGUCACUGGUAGGAGGCGUUUGCCUGCUCCUCUUUUUAUUUGCCCGAGUAGAAGUGGAGCCGCUGAAGACUCUUUGCCUGAAUCAGCAACUUGUUCUAGUACUCUUUUUCUCCCGGAAUAUACUAGUCCCAAGGUAGCCGAGGAAAAGCUGCUCUAUGCAGCAUAUAAUUGUACGUCAAUUGAUACAGAUAUGAGGACCUGGGAUGAUUAG
This is a messenger RNA of Trichoplax adhaerens, 2049 nucleotides long. RefSeq lists its product as uncharacterized. Gene Ontology annotation, molecular function: ubiquitin-protein transferase activity. The transcript is spliced from 19 exons. Lineage: Eukaryota; Metazoa; Placozoa; Uniplacotomia; Trichoplacea; Trichoplacidae. The record is from RefSeq and is a predicted model, not a curated record. The annotation marks the transcript as partial.